Molecule: messenger RNA, 660 nt
Organism: Notothenia coriiceps (black rockcod)
Lineage: Eukaryota; Metazoa; Chordata; Actinopteri; Perciformes; Nototheniidae
Product: catenin delta-2-like
Exons: 4
Coding region: 1-660 (219 amino acids)
Biological process (GO): cell-cell adhesion; dendritic spine morphogenesis
Cellular component (GO): postsynaptic density; adherens junction; nucleus
Molecular function (GO): protein binding
Source: RefSeq, a predicted model, not a curated record
AUGGCCUCCAGAGGUGGGGAGGUUCCAGCCCGGAACCUCCCCACCUCUGCGGGACCCGUGGUGGGACCCCUGAGUCAGACGGUGCGUCUUGGUCACGCUUCAUAUCGGCCGGCCUGGGAAGGACGAGACACGCAGAGUGGGGGAAGUCCCCCACCCCAACGCAGCACACCCUCCCGGCCAUCAGAGUCGAACCCGCAGUUCGGAGGAACCGAACACCAGAGCACCAGCACUAGGCCGGGCCGGCAGAGGCCCUCCAAUGGUGGGUCGCGUUUGCCAUUCGAUCAAGAGUUUGGGUGGAGAGAUCCGGAGCUGCCAGAGGUGAUCCAGAUGUUGCAGCAUCAGUUCCCAUCAGUGCAGUCCAACGCUGCUGCCUACCUACAGCAUCUCUGCUUCGGAGACAACAAGAUCAAAGCAGAGAUCCGUAGACAAGGAGGCAUCCAGCUGCUGGUGGACCUGCUGGACCACAGGAUGAGCGAGGUGCACCGCAGCGCCUGCGGAGCCUUGAGGAACCUGGUGUACGGCAAGGCCAACGACGAGAACAAAGUGGCCCUGAAAAACUGCGGGGGGAUCCCUGCCUUGGUCCGCCUACUGAGAAAGACCGGAGAUGUGGAAAUCAGAGAGCUGGUCACAGGUACUGCGGCAAACUUACACCUCACAUAA